This is a messenger RNA of Carassius auratus (goldfish), 4363 nucleotides long. RefSeq names its product low-density lipoprotein receptor-related protein 3-like. Bases 602 to 3076 code for a protein of 824 amino acids. NCBI's taxonomy places the organism in Eukaryota, Metazoa, Chordata, Actinopteri, Cypriniformes, Cyprinidae. The transcript is spliced from 8 exons. The record is from RefSeq and is a predicted model, not a curated record. Gene Ontology annotation, cellular component: plasma membrane. Gene Ontology annotation, molecular function: protein binding.
CAAACCAUGAAAAAAAAAUUGUCUGUUUACACGAUUACAUUAAAACAUUGUACACGAGUGCACCCAGUCUUCUGCCCUAAGAUGUUACAUUUAAGUUAAACAUUUGGGCGUUUACAUCAGCAUCAUGUUAUGUUGGUGUUUUGAAUAAUGAUCUCAGACAGCGUUAUUUUGCAUGAGAUGCGCUCCAGUAGUUUUCGACAUGGACAGAAGCUUCACCAUACCUGGGAGAUUAUUACAUAAUUGGCACACUGUGGAACUAUAUAGACGCACUGGAACAAUAUUAUUACUAGUCAAGAUAUACUGCAGAACGAAAACGAUGUUGUGAUACAUGUGUAAUAAAGUCAAAGGCUUAGUGAUCGCCCCAAGAGCAGCAAUUCAUUCACUGACGAAGAAUCAGUCCUGUGUUGUUCCCACCUCCAAUCCCGUCCCUCCUCUGAAGGUCUCUCUCUGCCUUUCCCUCCAGAGAGAGAAAGAGACAGAGAUUAUGCUUAGAGGCUCGUGCAAGACGUUAUAUCGAGCCCACGCGUCAAACCGACAUGAGAUGCGCUGCAAAAUCGGUCUGGAUUCAGAGGAAAUGACCUGAGCUGUGAACGACCAGAAGAUGAUGGUGAUGAUGGAGAAUAUCGGUGCGAUUCGGCUUUACCUCAUGAAAUGCAUCUGUCUACGCUGGGCUUGGGUCUGUGUGGCUGCCUGUGGUGGUAAAGUGGAGUUACACACCGAGAGGAGAGGAGUGAUCUACAGCCCAUCAUGGCCUCUCAACUACCCGCCUGGAGUGAACUGCAGCUGGAAUAUACAGGGAAGCCGCGGAGAUGUGAUCACAAUCAGUUUUCACAGCUUUUAUGUGGAGGACACGGGGGACUGCAGGGGCGACUGGCUGCUGCUCGGCCCCACAUGGAAAGCUGAGGAUCGGUUCUGUGGCUCUCUGCUUCCUCCUCCCUUCAUCUCCUCAAGAGGACAGGUCUGGGUCUACUUCCACUCUCAGGCUAACAGCUCUGGACAGACACAAGGCUUCAGACUAUCUUACAUACGAGGUCGACUGGGUCAGAGUAGUUGUGAAAACGAUGAAUAUUUAUGUGGAAAUGGUAAGUGCGUUCCCCGUUCCUGGCGCUGUAAUGGAUUGGACGAGUGUGGAGACAAUACAGACGAGAGGAGCUGUGCUGCCCCGCCAACAUCUGCUCGGGUCAGUCUGUGUCCGCCUGGGACGGUGCAGUGCUCUGAUAUCCAAUCUACCCGCUGUCUGCCGGUGUAUCUGCGCUGUAAUGGAGCCCGGGACUGUCCUGACGGAUCCGAUGAGGCCCACUGUCCCGACACGUCUUGUGGAAAACACUUAGUCAACUUCUAUGGGACAUUUGCCUCCCCUGAUUUUUUCCGUCCAAACAGGAGCGCUGGCACAGUUCUUCACUGCACAUGGUUCCUAGACACACAAGACCCAAAGCCGUUGGUGCUGCAGGUGGAUCUACAGCUGGGUGUGGGAGACUCUGUCCGUGUUUACGAUGGAUUGGGAGAGCGUGCCGAACAUCUUCUGCAGAGUCUCUCUCACCAUAAUAACCACAGACGAGCCCUUCUGGAGUCGUCCCAGGGACAGAUGAGCAUCUUCUACCACGCCAAACCACACAGCCCUGGACACGGAUUCAACGCCACCUACCAGGUUAAAGGGUACUGCUUUCCAGGUGAACAUCCAUGUGGCACAGACGAGGGCUGUUUCUCAGAGCUGCAGCGCUGUGAUGGCUACUGGCACUGCCCCGGUGGGCGAGAUGAGGAGGACUGUCCGCUGUGUCAGCCAGGAGAGUAUCCCUGCGAGGGUGGCAGCGGAGCAUGUUACUCGGCUUCUGAGAGGUGUAACAACCAGAAGAAGUGCCCCGACGGCUCAGAUGAGAAAAACUGCUUUGAUUGCCAGCCUGGAAAUUUCCACUGUGGAACCAACCUGUGCAUCUUUGAGACAUGGCACUGCGAUGGGCAGGAGGACUGUCUCGACGGCAGCGAUGAGAGAGACUGUCUUGCAUCCGUGCCCAGGAAGGUGAUCACAGCGGCUCUGAUCGGCAGCUUGGUCUGUGGGCUGCUGCUGGUCAUCGCACUGGGUUGUGCCUUUAAACUCUACUCGCUCAGGACAAGAGAGUACAGAGCUUUUGAAACCCAGAUGACCCGACUAGAGGCGGAGUUUGUUCAGAGGGAGGCUCCACCCUCCUAUGGUCAGCUGAUAUCUCAAGGUCUCAUUCCUCCAGUGGAUGACUUCCCAGUGUACAACCCAACACAGGCUUCUGUUCUGCAGAACCUCCGUUCAGCUAUGCGAAGGCAGAUUCGUCGUCACUCUUCUCGUCGUUCCUCGUCACGGCGGCGAGUUGGUCGUCUGUGGAAUCGCCUGUUCCACCGUGGCUCUCGGGUCCGGGGUCAGAUACCUCUCCUCACGCCUCCAGGCCACACGCACACAAACACACACCCCGAUCUGAGCCUCCACAGCUACAACACGACGGACGAUGGCAUCGAGGAGUCACGCGAGAGUACGGGACAGACUCCGCCGUCCUGUUCGACGGUGGCGCUGGGACUGGCCCUGCAGGCUCACACCGAAGCCUUCUGCCUUCCUGACAGACAGUCUCUGACCUCUCCCCUCUCUCUGCCCUCCCCUACCUCACCCCGCUCCACCUCCGACACUCUGGAGGACGAAGAUGAUGAAGAUGACAGAGGUUCAGAGUGGGUGAGAAUGAAAUCCAAACAUAAAGAUGACGACAGUCCUCCUGGACCCCCCGAUAGCCCCAAACGCAGCACAAGCCGGUCGAGAUCCUCCAGACGGCUGGUGCAGGAGCUGGCUGCAGAGCUCCGAGGAGUCUCUCUCCUGCGCUACACCUCUGUGGGCAUCUCGCCGCUUUCCUCCCCUGAGUCACCGUCGUCCUCCAGCGGUCAGUCUGAGGAGCAGAGAAGCUUUCCUACAUUCGGAAAACCACAAAUGGACGCACGCACAGAUGCUCACGGACACGCCAGGAAAUCUUCAGAAACAGAAGAGGUUCCUGGUGACUGUGACAGGCUUUGCAGACUCACAACUAGCGAGGAAGAGGACGAUGAGAUUCUGUUAGUGCACUGAGAAGCCUUUAUCACCCUCCCUUUUCUGAAUUUGUGCCAACACAGUGAGCCUUAAUAGGUUCAACCUACGGCCUUCCAUCCAGAGUCAUAAAGUACAGUAUUUUUACACAUGUAGUGUAAACUAUUUCAGUCAGACAAAAGGGUUUACAUGACAUUUUAAAAAGAAAAAUGAUUGCUUUAGUCAGACUGAAACUGAUCUUUUAAAGUGUACGUAAAUAUACACUACCGUUCAAAAGUUUUUUUUAAAAGAAAUUGUUUAGUUCAGCAAGGAUGCAUUACACUGAUGAAAAGUGACAGUAACGAAUUCUUUAUUGUUACAAAUAAAUGUUUUUUUUUUCUGAAUUUUCUUUUUAUCAAAUAAUCAAUUGGGGAAAAAUGACAGUUUCCACAAAAAUAUUAAUCAGCACCACUAUUUUCAACCUUGACAAUAAUAAGGAAUGUUUCUUGAGCACCAAAGCAGUGUAUUAGAAUGAUUUCUGAAGGAUCGUGUGACACUGAAGACUGGAGGAAUGAUGCUGAAAAUUCAGCUUUGCAUCAGGGAAUAAAUUUCAUUUUAAAGUAAAAUAUCUUCAAACAGAAAACAGUUAUGUCAAUGUAUUUUGAAAAAGGCAGCAUUGCUGAGCCUACGAGGCUUCUUUCCGAAAUGUUUUAAAAUCUUACUGACACCCAAAACUUUGAACGGUAGUGUUGUACUUACAAAGUGUUAAGCCUUGUAGUUGCAGAAAGUUUGGAUUUCAUGCCGUCAUAGUAGAACAUGGAGGAUUCAACCUCAGCUCAGACACUGCAGUGUGUGUGUGUGUGUGUGUGUGUUUAGUUGUCAUCCGUGAUCAGAUAAUUUCACAAAUCAGCUCCUGCAUUCAAUAUUAUUGUUCACUUGCUAGAAAUCACCUAAAACCCUUGUGAAUGUGGCUAUAUCACUACAACAAUAUUUGAUUAUCAAGGAUUGAGCAUAAAUACUUUCCCACAUGGAAUAUCUUUAUUACACAGAGGUUAAUUAGUCUGAAUCUCUGCUUUCUUUCGGUAACAUUCUGUCGUGACCUUCACCUCCCUCUCUCCUUCCCAACGCCUUAUCAGAGAUUCACUGUGUCGCCUUCUGAGGUUAAAAUGUCUGCACACAUUUCAUUUUUAUCAGAACCAGCCAGAAUGUUUGAAUGUUGACUGUGUCCUACAUUAACAGAUCUGAACCUCUUAUAUUGCACAUACACUACUGUUCAAAAGGUUGAGGUUGGUUGAAGUUUAUGGAAGUAUUUUAUGCUCACCAAGGCUGAAUUUAUUUUAUUCAGAAGUA